CUCCAUCUGUCCCUCACUACGUCUGCCCUGCUUCCAUCUCACACUCUCUGACGGACAACACACACACACUCACUUGCGCCUUCGACCUCGCUCCGUCACGUUCGUCUCUCCUGCGCUGCUCUGCUGCGCGCCUCACCGCCUCUCGCUGCAUCUCGCGCACGCGCCUCUCGCCUCUCGUCUCGCCGCUCUUGGCGCGCCGACAUCGCACCACCAACGCCACACGCUCUACACGCUCCUUACCUUUCUCCCUCUCACCUAUUCGCGUUUCGCCUGCACAUCGGGCGCCUCUCUCGCAGCAGCUCCACUGCUCAGAGCCCAGCCGGCACUGCGCUCCUGCUCGCUGCGCACCAACCGCCAGCCACUGCCAGCGACUAUGCAGCGCUCUGGCCUCGCUGCCGCCCUCGUGGCGCUCGUUGCUGCGCUUGCGGCUUCGGCGCAGGCCGCGCCGCUCGAGGUGAACGUGGGAGAUGUGCGGACUUGCUCGUCGACCAAGAUCUCGUGGGACACGACGGGCGGCCGCGCGCCGUGGACUGUGACGAUCUUGCCGCUCAACCACGUGCCCACCACCGUCUCGCUGCCCGCCUCGUACAGCAGCGGUGCGGCGUGGUCGUACGACUGGGACGUACCCAACUACGGCGACGGCAAUGAUGGUGAGGUCAUCGUGGCCAUUGCCGACGCCAGUGGCGCCGUCUCUGGCUCCUCCAAGUUCCUCCCAGUGCGCGGAGGAGGCAGCUGUGCGCGCGCGACCGAGUCGCUCGACUUUGUCUGGUUCGGUCCCGACGCCGGACCGAACGAAUGCGGCGCCUGGCCUAUCCGCUGGCAGACGGACCGCGCAAACAACGGCAUUGUCGCGCCCGUCAGCGUCACGUUCGUGCCAGAGGAAGGCGUGCCGUCCACGUACAUUGCCAGCGCAAAGGACACGCGCUUCGACUGGCAGGUCUCUUUCCCGCGCGGCACGCGCUUCACGAUGGUGCUCACCGACCAGGGCAAGAGCGGCACGGGCGGCGUGGGUCUCAAGUACACUGUCGGCGCUGGCUCGCGCAGCUCUUGCUCGCCGAACAAUGCUGGGUUGACGCAGGGCGCGCUGAACGCCGCCACUUCGACGAUCGCAGCGGCGCGUACGGGCGGCAUGACGACGUCGCGUGCACACAAGACGGGCGCGGGCGCCACGCAUCAUGCGACGAGCACGGCGACGGGCACGGCUGAUGCGCUGGAUGGAGAUGCGCAAGCGAGCAAGGGCGGCUCCAACGGCGGCGCCAUUGCUGGCGGCAUUGUGGGCGCACUUCUUGUCAUUGGCGCACUCGUCGCCGGCGUGCUCUACUGGCGACGACGCCGCGCCAAUGCCGAGCAGGGACCGUUUGGCGAUCAGUACCAGACGCCAUGGCGGUACGAGAUCGACGGCGCGCCAGUCGCUGGCGUGCGUCGCAGCCGUCCUGCCUCGAAGCUGUUCGGCGCCCUUGGCGUCGGCUCUUCGAGCUCGGGUGGUUCUCGUCGCGAAAUGCGCAGCGCGAACGACGAUGGCGCCUCCCUCGUGCAGGCGUCGCAGUCGUCGUACUUCGCUACAGCAGCGUAUCCUUCGACGCACAGCAACAUGCAUCGCCGCAGCCCUUCAAGUGGCGACGCGGCAUUCGGCACGCUGUCGUCUGCGAACGGUGGCAUCCUGCCACCGCCGGCUCAGGCUCGCGUGGUGCCGGACGACCAGCUCUUCCCUCCUCCCGCGUCCUCUUCGCCUCCUGCGACGCGCGGCGCGCGAGCCAGUCAGUUCAACGUGCUUGAGCGCACGCUGGAGCGCGAGCGCGAGGCCGCCCGGCUUGCCGAGGAACAGCCCACGCCACGCUCGCCGGCGACGGAUGCGCAGACGCGCGCGGCAAAGACGAGCAUCCACGAUCCGUACACGCACAUCAGCCAGCUGUACGAGCGCGACGAUGUGGCGCGACGCAUGCUGGAGAUGGAGCAGCGCGGCGCUGCCCCGUCGGCUGCCGCUGCAACGACACCACCGGCAGGAACGGGAUACGCGAGUCGUCCACCGGCAAACGCUCAACAGCACCUCGCGCCCGGCGGCAUCGUGCCUCGGCGCAUCGAGAGCGAAGUCCUCAUCGGCGCGCCCUACCCGCAUGCCCAGCAACAGCAGCAGCAGCAGGGCUUCCCGACGCCGCCGCCGCGCUCGCAGCAGCAGGGCGGCCAGGGCGGCUACUUCGGCCUGCCGUCGCAGAACACGCUGCACGCGCCCGGCGCGCAGAGCCAGCCGUGGCAGCCGCAGCAGCACGGCUACGGCGCGAGGGAAGAGAGGGAGAGGGAGAGGCCGAUCAGCAGCGCAAGCAGCGACGGUGGCGGGCUCGCUUACCUUUGAGCAAGCAAGCCUCUCCCUCGACGUCGCAUCACGCCCUUUCAUCUUCGCUCGCUCGCUCUGCCUUCGGUCUCGCCUCGCCCCCGUUGCGUCCUACUCUAUACCGCCAUCGCCACGCGCGCUCGCCCUACUCGUCCCCCUCAUCGCUCCAAAAGCUUCGCUCGACGCAUCGCCUCCUCCUCUCGCUCUCGAUACCCCAAACCAAACAGCUGCACCAGCAAACACGCGCCGGCCGCUGUCUCGCUUGCAUGUACCUGUGCCUUCGCCUUUCUCCUCUCCCUGCGUCUACCGAGACGUGCUUCCUGAUAAAGUAUGAUGUUCUCCUCUCGC
This is a messenger RNA of Tilletiopsis washingtonensis, 2677 nucleotides long. RefSeq lists its product as hypothetical. Bases 374 to 2350 code for a protein of 658 amino acids. The record is from RefSeq and is a predicted model, not a curated record. The transcript has 2 exons. Lineage: Eukaryota; Fungi; Basidiomycota; Exobasidiomycetes; Entylomatales.